Loxodonta africana (African savanna elephant) is the source of this 6957-nucleotide messenger RNA. RefSeq names its product RAS protein activator like 1 (gene RASAL1). Gene Ontology annotation, molecular function: GTPase activator activity. The transcript has 23 exons. The coding region runs from base 3443 to 5914 and encodes 823 amino acids. NCBI's taxonomy places the organism in Eukaryota, Metazoa, Chordata, Mammalia, Proboscidea, Elephantidae. Gene Ontology annotation, biological process: intracellular signal transduction; negative regulation of Ras protein signal transduction; cellular response to calcium ion. The record is from RefSeq and is a predicted model, not a curated record.
GAUGGAGCCAAGAAGGGGCUAGAUUUGUGCUACAAGCGGUGGACAAGGAAACAGGCCCAGGGGAGUUGAGUGACUUCCCUGAGGAUACUGGCUGAGAAGUGGUGGAGCCUGGUGUUUGUCCACCACGAAGGCCUUGGGCACUGGAAUACCUGGAAGCUCAUGGCUUAGAAAAGUCCCCACACUUGUCUUAAGAAGGCUAGAACUGUGGUUUCAGCUUUGUCAUAGGCCAAUGUACCCCCUCAGGCCUCAGUAUUCCUCUCUGUUAAAUGGGCUGCUUCCCAUUUAUGGGCUCUGUCUCCUGGGCUCCCCACCGCUAGUUUAGCUUCCUGACAUUCUCUGUCCUCACCUCCUGGGGGUGGGUUGGAUUGGCUGCUGAGUGACAGCAGGACACGACUUCUCAGCUGGCCUUGCCCUUGGCUGCAAACCCACAGGCUCUGGAAAUACCCACUCUCCACACCCCCUAUGUCUCACACUCCAGUGACUUCCCUCUUCCUAUUUCUCCACUCCAAGGAGGUGGCAGGGUGACCAUUUUGGGGGGUAGGGCUGAGGAAGGAGGAAGCGGGGGUGCAGACCGACAAAGGGACACCUGGUUUCUCAACCCCGGGAGGAGGGGACUUACCAGGCCCUGCUCCCCAGCAACCAGCCCAAAGGAGGGGCUUUUGGAAAUCCUGCCUGUCCCUCCCACCGCUGCCUCCUGGCCCACGUGGCUCCCUGCCCAGAAUCUUGCCUGUCCAGCAUCACAAAUGGGGCUUUGUGUUCCCAAGACAAAGAACUGCUCCUCACCCCAACCUGGGCCAGGCUGUCUACCCUGCCCAGAUCUUGGCCUCAGAAGGGAUGCUGCCCAUUUCUCAGGAGGGGAAACUGAGGUCUAGAGAUGGGCAGGUCUGUGACACCUGAGGAUGGGGUCAGGCCUGGUUUUGGGAUACAGCCAUAGGAGCACAUUGGUAAGGACUUCUUCAACUCUGUGAGCAGAGCUACUGGUGUUACUGAACGUGGAGUUGAGAAGGCCUGUGCGCAACUGGCGUUCACGAGCUGAUAGGAGCACCCCACUGCCUGGGUCCCCAGACCCAAUCACCCCUCUGGGAUGAGAAGCCUUCUCUACUCCGAGUCUGUGAGUGCUGCCUGGGCCUCCAGGCCAGCAUCUCAGAGGAAGGGGGGCUCGGCCAGUCUCUGUGCCAGGAACGAUGCCAGGUGCCUUAAACUGUUCUCUUGAUUCACCCUCCAGUCACUUCCUUGAGAACGGUGAGACCCUUCCCACAUGGCACUUAUAGAUGCACCCUGUCCCUCUCCUGGGUGGAUGGUCCCAGCAGGCUACACCCCUCUCUGGGCAGCCCUUGCCCCUCUGUUCCCUCAUUGGGGGGCUGUCCUGAAAGACCUCAACCCACUACACAUUUCAGGUCAACGCUUUUCAGACCAACAGGAAGUGGCCCAGCCAGGCAUAAAAUAUGGGCAGUGUGGCCGCAGCCCCAGGCAAACUGCGGGGUCAGACACCGGAUAUUUGACAGGUGACAGAGCUGGCUCUCUGGAGGCUGGGCUGGCACAGUCGAUAACCUUGGUAAUUCCUCCCAGGGAGGGGUGUUUGGGAAUGUGACUUCCUGUUCAACUCCGGAAACGCCUCGAGACAGCUGGGUGGCAGUUUGGUUGGCAUCCCAGGGGACCCCCUGAGUAGGCCCCCAGGUUCCACCAGGGGCCCUGGGGGGUAGGGUGCAGCUGAAUGGCUUGCCUAAGGCCUCCGCAAACUCCCUGGAGAAAAAAGUUGGAGGGAGGGGUGCCAGGACACCUGUCCUGAAGCCACAGCUAUGUAGCAAGUACUGUUUCCCCCUUAGGUUGUACAUUUACUUUGGGGAGGGUAUACAGCAACAGAUAAAGAUCACUGGGGCAGGCGGGAGGGGGAAGGUUUUAACGUUGAGGCCACCACUGUUCUGGGUCCAACACUGGAUCACCCUUCAUUCCACACUGAAGGAUGUCACAAUACCUCUAAGCCUCGGGCCUGCCCUGCUAGACCCAUUUCCCAGAUAGUCAAACUGAGGCCCAGGUCUCUUUGGGUCACAGGACACACCAGGCGGUGGCAAGCCAAGGAGAGAGUUUCCAGGUUCUGAAUCCCUCACCAGCCUGGUGGGAGCACAGGGUGGGGGGCCAAGGAGAGAGACUGGGAAACAGGAGUUUGAGCCUGUCUUAGAGCCUGGGCAGGGUGUGCCUAGUCCCGCUGGUCUGGGUGUGGGCUCCUUCACUCAUUUGGCAGGUGCUUUCCUGUUGGUGCCCAGCCCUGGGCUGACCUGAUUGAGUCAGGCUCAGUGCCAAUCCUUCUAAGAGCUUUCAGGCAGGUAAACAACAAACCCACAGGUAGAAAUGAGUGUCUGCAAGUGUAUGCCCUGGGACAGGCCCUUCUGGUCACAUCAUCGCAUUUAAACCUUGGAAAAUGGACCCACCUAGAGCUGUGGGAGCGGAGCAAAGGGAGGAAAACCAUCUGUCCAGGGUGGGAGACAUCCCAGAAGGCUUCCCAGAAGAGGAGACAUUUCAGCCAUGCCUGAAAGGACAAGACUAUCAAACAAUUUCUGUGAACAUCUUAUCUGCCUGUCACUUUUCCGAGACCUGAAUUUGCAUUACUCCAUUUAAUUCCCUCAAAAGCUGGUGAUUGAAAUGCUAUAGGAUCCCCACGGGACAGAUGAGAAAACCAGAAAGGCUAGGUGAUUUGUCCAAGACCACACAGCUACCAAGUGGUGAGGCCAGGAUUCAAACCCAGGAGGUCAAACCAGUUACUAGCUGUGAGACCUGGCCAGUUAUUUACCAUAAAAAAAUUUUUUUAUAACCUCAGUUUCCCUCUCCAUAAAAUGGGGGUAACAAUACUUAUUAGCCUAUAGGGUUAUUGUGAGGACGAAUAUGAGAUAAUUGUAAAGCACUUAAAACAGUGCCUGGCGCACAGUAAGCGUUCAAAUAACUGUAGAUGACUUGACGACUUUCAUCAUCGCUGUCGUCGCUGUUACCUUCAAGACUCCCCUCCCCCUCCGGCCGCGGUUUCCUCCCCCGCAGUACCAGCCCGUGACGUUGGAGCAGCCGCUCUCACAGUCUGGGUUUACUUGGAAACUAAAAAGCGAGGGAAGGGGGUGUUCGCAGCCCCUCCCUUGACUCGGAACGGACCCCAGGGAACGUGCGACUCUCUCUCUAGCGACUCCUCCCGUCGCCCGCGGAGACUGCUCCGGGACAGGGCGCACAGGUCCCACCCCGGAGGCGGCACGGGAUGAGUCUCGACGAGCGCUCCUUCCCCGGGCACCUGUCCCUUCCCCGCCUUCGGAAACCUCCCGUCCACCUACCCAAGUCUCGGAUGGGUGGUGCUGGGACCCCGGGGCAGGGCGCCAGAGUCGCAGCUGGUGACAUGUAGACGCCCCCGGUCCAGCCUCGGAAUCUGGGCUCCCUCCUGCCUGGAAAGUUUGGGCUGGGCGCCAUGGCCAAGAGCAGCUCCCUGAAUGUCCGCGUGGUGGAGGGCCGCGAGCUACCCGCCAAGGACGUGUCUGGGAGCAGUGACCCCUACUGCAUAGUGAAGGUGGAUGAUGAAGUGGUGGCCAGGGCCCCCAGCCCCUGCACCCCGUCUUACAGGACAGCAACCAUCUGGCGGAGCCUGAACCCCUUCUGGGGCGAGGAGUACACGGUGCACCUGCCCCUGGACUUCCACCACCUGGCCUUCUACGUGCUGGACGAGGACACUGUCGGGCAUGAUGACAUCAUUGGCAAGAUCUCGCUGAGCAGGGAGGCGAUUACUGCCGACCCCCGAGGGAUUGACAGCUGGAUCAACCUGAGCCGUGUGGACCCAGAUGCGGAGGUGCAGGGUGAGAUCCGCCUGUCGGUGCAGUUGCUGGAGGAUGUGAAGGGCCGUUGCCUCCACUGCCAUGUGCUCCAGGCCAGGGACCUGGCCCCCCGUGACAUCACUGGCACGUCUGACCCAUUUGCACGUGUGUUUUGGGGCAGCCAGAGCUUGGAUACCUCAACAAUCAAGAAGACCCGCUUCCCUUACUGGGACGAGGUGCUGAAGCUGCAGGAACUGCCAGGAGCACCGUCCCCGCUGCGGGUGGAGCUCUGGGACUGGGACAUGGUGGGCAAGAAUGACUUCUUGGGCAUGGUGGAGUUCCCUCCCCAGGUCCUGCAGCAGAACCCACCCAAUGGCUGGUUCCGCCUCCUGCCGUUUCCCAGAGCUGAAGAGGAUGUUGGGGGGCUCCUGGGGGCUCUGCGGCUGAAGGUGCGCCUGACCGAGGAUCGUGUCCUGCCCUCCCCGUACUACCAGCCGCUAGUGGAGAUGCUGAUGGAGUCUGUGCUGAGGCCGGCGGAGGAGGAUGCUGCUAGUCCCUUGGCUAUCCUGGAGGAGCUAACCUUGGGGGACUGCCGCCAGGACCUUGCCACCAAGUUGGUGAAGCUCUUUCUCGGCCGGGGCCUGGCCGGGCCCUUCCUGGACUAUCUCACCCGGCGCGAGGUGGCUCGGACCACCGACCCCAAUACUCUGUUCCGUUCUAACUCGCUGGCAUCCAAGUCGAUGGAACAGUUUAUGAAGCUCGUGGGCAUGCCCUACCUGCACGAGGUCCUGAAGCCAGUGGUGAACCGCAUCUUUGAGGAGAAGAAGUACAUGGAGCUGGACCCAUGCAAAAUGGAGCUGGGCCGUACCCGGCGGAUUUCCUUCAAGGGCACGUCCUCAGAGGAGCAUGUGAGGGAGACCAGCCUGGGGCUGCUGACUGGCUACUUGGGACCCAUCAUGGACGCCAUUGUGGGCUCUGUGGAGCGCUGUCCGCCCGCCAUGCGCCUGGCCUUUAAGCAGCUGCGCCGGCGCGUGGAGGAGCACUUCCCCCAGGCGGAGCACGAGCAGGACUUGAAGUACCUGGCCAUUAGCGGCUUCCUCUUCCUGCGAUUCUUUGCACCUGCCAUCCUCACUCCGAAGCUGUUUGACCUCCGGGACCAGCACGCAGACCCCCAAACCAGUCGCUCGCUGGUGCUCCUCGCCAAGGCUGUGCAGAGCAUUGGGAACCUGGGCCAGCAGCUGGGCCAGGGCAAGGAGCUGUGGAUGGCCCCCCUACAUCCCUUCCUGCUGCAGAGUAUCUUGGGCGUGAGAGACUUCCUGGACCAGCUGGUGGACGUGGAAGGGGAGGGGGAGGCUGGGGGCUCAGCCAGGGCCCUGGUCCCGCCCUCAGUGACCAUUCGAGAAGGCUACCUGCUGAAGCGCAAGGAGGAGCCUGCCAGCCUGGCAACACGUUUCGCCUUCAAGAAGCGCUACUUCUGGCUCAGCGGGGAGACGCUGUCCUACUCCAAGACUCCUGAGUGGCAGCGCUCCUCCAUCCCGGUGUCGCACAUUCGCGCCGUGGAGCGUGUGGAUGAGAGCGCCUUCCAGCUGCCCCAAGUGAUGCAGGUGGUGACGCAGGACGGCGCGGGGCCACUGCACACCACCUACCUCCAGUGUAAGAACGUGAGCGAACUGAACCAAUGGCUGUCGGCCCUCCGCAAGGCCAGUGCCCACAACCCAGACAAGCUUGCCGCCUGCCACCCGGGUGCCUUCCGCAGCGGACGCUGGACCUGCUGCCUCCAGGCCGAGCGCUCAGCCGCUGGCUGCAGCCGCACACACUCAGCUGUCACCCUGGGGGACUGGAGUGACCCUCUGGAUCCUGAUGCAGAGACCCAGACGGUGUAUCGGCAGCUGCUUCUGGGGCGGGACCAGCUCAGGAUGAAAUUCCUGGAGGAUUCUAACAUGGAUACAACUCUGGGGGCCGACACAGGGAAGGGCCCCAGUGUCAAGGGAGGUGACUGUCCUGAUAUCCUGGCCCAGCAGAGAAUGGCAGCUGCCCACCUGCUGGACGUGCUUGAAGACCUGGAUCGAGCCCACGAGGAGUUCCAGCAGCAGGAGCGGGACCAUGCAACUUCCAGGCCCCUUGAACCCUGAGAAGCCAGAGCCCAGCCAGGGAGGAGGAGCAAGGAGCUGUCAGACCCUCCCCAGCAUACUCUGGUCCAGGUGGCCUGUCCUGUACCAUCUUGAUACAGUGGCUUGGAGUCUCUCAGAGAUGUGCCUAGACUCAGAACCUGGAACCAGGUGCACAAAAGCCCUCAGGCAGAGGGCAGCCUUGCACUGAAGUGGACUGGAGUGGAUGGGAUAAGGAAUCUGAGUUAUGUGACUGAGCCUGAAGACUCUCCUUCACCUGACUGGCCUCUAAUCACACCAACAAGGCCAGCCUGGCUCUGAGCUGCUGGAUACAGCUGUACCUGAAUUCCUUAUGCCCGUGUGGCCAUGUUUCCCCGGACACUAAAUGGGCUCAGCCCUUCCUGCCGUCAUGUCCGCCAAUCCCUGUAACUCCCUGCACCUUGCCCUUGGGAAAGGACCCCAAACCACAAGCUUUUAGAAUCAGGCACUCUCAGGAAAAACUGAGGCAGAAGUCCAGUGUGCCUGGGAAAUCUUGGGGCAGGCUGUCUUCCCCCUCUCUGAGCUCCAGUUUACCCUCUAUAAAAUGAAGGAGGAGUGAAUUUAGUUGUAUGGUUCUCAAAAUGUGUUCCACCAAGGUGCCUCAGGAGCCAGGAAGGAGUUUCUCAGACCGUGGUUCAAAGCCCAUGGCGGGGGGGUGGGGGGUGACUGAUGAAAAUGCAAAUUCCUGGACCCCACUGAGACUUAAUGUGCCAGAAUCUGAGAGAGUGUAGGGGGUAGGAAUCACUAUUUUAACAAGUUCCUCAGGGGAGGCCGGUGGCCAUUUGUUUAUAGAACAAGGUGACUGGGGCGUGGGCAAUUUUAUAUAUUAGGGUUUUGGUUGAGAACGAACCACAGAGGACAAAAAGUUUGAAAACAGCUGGCUGGCAGAACUGGAAGGGCCUCCAAGGACUUGUUUGUGGAUUUGCAUGACUAGAGGGUUGGAUACAGCUGGCACCUACCCAGCAGGGGAUAAAGUGGACAAGUGAUGUGGCACUAUUCCGUGAGCGGCCAGUAGGGGGCGCCUGGAG